This is a messenger RNA of Stegostoma tigrinum, 5795 nucleotides long. RefSeq names its product suppressor of cytokine signaling 2 (gene socs2). The coding region runs from base 227 to 772 and encodes 181 amino acids. Gene Ontology annotation, cellular component: phosphatidylinositol 3-kinase complex. Gene Ontology annotation, molecular function: 1-phosphatidylinositol-3-kinase regulator activity. The record is from RefSeq and is a predicted model, not a curated record. Gene Ontology annotation, biological process: intracellular signal transduction; phosphatidylinositol phosphate biosynthetic process. Lineage: Eukaryota; Metazoa; Chordata; Chondrichthyes; Orectolobiformes; Stegostomatidae. The transcript is spliced from 2 exons.
GGAGGGCAGCAUCAACACAAGCCCUGAGUGUGACCAGGACGCUGGAGGUAUUCUGUUAGGCUCCCUCACUCUCUCUGUGUCUCCCCCUCCCCAGAGGCGUGUUGUAAACAUUGAGCGGCGCUGGCCCCCACCCGCGAAUGAUGUAGGGGAGAUGAAUGUGGCUGGGUGACCGAGGGCUGCUGAUCUCUUGGAUGACCUACCGUAGGGACCAGACGAUGUGGCUUCGAUGCAGGGAGCCAGGGCAGAGUCGAGGACUGGGCGAGUCGGGGAAGAUCCCAUUUCAGCCGCGCUGGCCGACCUGCGGAGUACAGGAUGGUACUGGGGAGCUCUUCAAGCAAACAAAGCCAACGAGAUGUUAAAAGAAGCUUCUGAAGGUACUUUCUUGGUGCGAGACAGUUCACACCAGGACUAUUUUCUCACCAUCUCUGUGAAAACUGUCCUGGGACCAACCAACCUGCGAAUUGAAUAUCGAGAUGGCAAGUUCAGGCUCGACUCGGUGAUCCUCAUGAGAUCUAAGCUUCAGCAGUUUGACAGUGUGGUGCAUCUGGUGGAAUAUUAUGUGGGCUUAUGUCGGACACUGCAGAACAGCCACUGUCUGGCUCCUCAAAACAGAGGCAUCCAGCUCUGGUUAACCAAACCUUUCUACACUGAGACCCCAUCGUUGCAACACUUCUGCCGUAUCACCAUCCAUAAAGCAACCAGAGAGAUCGAAGAACUGCCUUUGCCAACUAAACUGAAGGAAUACUUGUCGGAAUAUAAGUAUCAAGUUUAAAACACGGUUAAAGAGGAAGGAAAGCUGAAGGAGGGCCUUUGUUCAAAGCAUCUUCUGCAGCCAGGAAACCAGUCCCAACUUUGUUUUGAAACAAAAACAAAAUCAGAAAUUGCUGGAAAGUCCCAGCAUCUGUGGAGAAAAUUCAGAGUUGGCGUUGUGGGUCCAGUGACCCUUCUUCAUAACUGCUUUGUUUUUGCCUGUCUCUCUUGGACGUUAUUGUCUAUUUUUCCUGCCUCUGACACUCUGUUUUCAGCCUCCGCUGCUGAUUACUGGGAGGGUUUGUGUCAGUCUUGCAGCACGGAAAUUCAAUUAAUUAUUAAGUAUAUUAUUUCAACCAGUUUACAGUCACCCUGAAGAGAAUCGGGUACUCUGCAGUGCUUCCCCGGGAACUGUCUUACCUGUCCGUUCUCAUGGUUUAAACGCGUUAUAAUAAUUAAAUAACCCCACUAUUACAUUUUUUUAACCUUGGUUAUAAUUGCAUAUCUAAGUGACCAAAACUGCACACAGUACUCUAGUUGAAACCUAACUAACCUCAUAACAACUCCAUCAUAAUCUUAGAUAACAAGGUGUAGAGCUGGAUGAGCACAGCAGGCCAAGCAGCAUCAUAGGAGCAGGAAAGCUGACGGUGAAGAAGGGUCUAGACCCAAAACUGCUCCUCUGAUGCUGCUUGGCCUGCUGUGUUCAUCCAGUUCUACACCUUGUUAUCUCAGAUUCUGCAGCAUCUGCAGUUCCUACUAUCUCCAUCGUAAUCUUUUUGUUUUAUAUUCAAUGCCUUGACUAGAAAAGAUAAUUAUCCCAGGUGUCUUUUUAAACACCUUAUCUGCCUGUCCCACUGCCUUCAAUGAUCUAUGGACAAGUACAUCAAGGUCUCUCUGAUCCUCUCUCAGUUCCUGUUAUUUGACUUGUAUCCUUUGCCUUGUUAGUCCUUCCAAAAUGCAGUGCUGUUCAGGAAUAAAUUCCAUUUGCCAUUGUACAGCCCAAGUGACCCAGCCUGUCUAUAUUGUCCUGUAGCCUAAGGUUUUCCACCUUGCUAUCUAGCACACUACAGAUUUUUGUGUAACUUACUGAUCACGCCUCCUACGGCACUUUCCACAAUCAGCAGGCAUUCAAAGCACUUUACAGUGAAUGAAAUACUUGCUAAGUUUGUCACUAUUUUAGUGUGAGAAGCACAGCGUGGAAUUUGCACUCAGCAAGCCCUUCCACGUAACAGCAAUGUGAUGAAGAGCAAAUACUCAGCCAAAGGUGCUCUCUUUUGGAAGACACUUUCAGCUGAGGUGCAUUCUAUCCUUGUGUUAACCUUUGCUUUUAAAUUGCUGAUAUCAGUCUUUUUGUAAUUUCGUUGUGAGCUGGGGUUGAGCAAGCUGUGAGUGACUUCCCUUCUCCCUCACUAUUUGGACAUGUGUAUAUGAGGAGCGUAUAAGGUGUAUUAUAAAGAUGAUUCACAUAUUAGAAAUAUCAGCAUAAAACAGAAGCCAAACAUCAGUAGCACAGUGAUAAUGACACUGGAUUUGUAAUCCAGGACUCUAGCUUGAUGUUUAGAUGGCUCCCGUGGUAGUGGCCCUAUCUCUGAGCUAGGAGGCUUGAGUUCAGGUUCCACCUGCACCAGAGGUGCGCAAUAAGAUCUCUGAACGGUUUGAUUCGAAAAUAGCUACAUGGAGAGACUAUUGUUGAAAAUGUCUUCUAGACAUACACUAAUGGAACCAUUCUUAAGGGGAAUAUUCAACCUGUUGGACCAUGAACUCUGCUUCCAAAUUACAGACCUCCUGCAUUGCUCCCUCCUCUCUUGGACAUUACCCCACCUAUCUGGGUCGUCCCAUCACCUGACCCUUCUCCUUUCUCCUAACAUUUCGUGCUGUCUAUCCUAUUCAUCCUUCUACUCUGUUCUCGACCUUUUGUCUACCCCCCCUCAAAAAAAAACUACUCUCUAGCUCUCUCCGCUUUCAAUCUACUGCCUUAUUUCCAAUCCCAUUUCUCUCUAGUGUGACUUUGUCAUGCGUAUCCACCCCAAGAGCCAUUUUCUGUCUGACACUGUUCUUUCAGCAGCCACAGUAGUGGUGAGAGAUUGGGGAGUGAAAUGACUUUAGCAGACAAUUCCACAGACUGGGGAGGAAUCACACUCUUGCUGAAGACAUGCCACCACUUUCAUAGUUAGUUUGAAUGUUUGUGUGUGUUCAGCAGGUUCCUCCUCAUAGCCCAGGCACCUGUGGAAGGGGUAACUGUGUCCCUAAAAGGAGAUGAUAGGAGUGGCCACCUGGUCCCCAGAUCAAGGGCUCGCUGUAAUCUGAAUAAAAGAGAUCAAGUCUAAAUAUUCUUUUAAUGGGGUUGUUAAUGAGGCACUGUCAUUGAUCAUUUGCUGAAUAAUUCAGUGGGUAAGCCCCCACGCUGCCCCUUAUUUGUGACUCCCCCCAUUACCCCAUUUAUAAACCCCCACACAUUGCACUUUACUUGUGACUCCUCAACAUUGCCCCCUAUUGUGACCCCCCCACCCCGCACUUUCGCAGUAAUCCAUUUCAGAGUGUCAGGGUAAUGGUGAAAAGAAUUCAGGGGUGCAUUUACAUAGUAUCACUUACAAACCCAGGAUAUCUCAAAGCAACGAGAUAACAAAGUGUGAGGCUGGAUGGACACAACAGGCCCAGCAGCAUCUCGGGAGCACAGAAGCUGACGUUUCGGGCCUAGACCCUUCAUCUCAAAGCAUCUUAUUUCAGUGAAGUGUGUUCCGGUAAGUAGUCGCUGCGGCCCUGCUGGCCCAGUGAUAACAACGUAGCAAUAUGGCACCAACAAGUGUGAGCUAAAUGGCCAGAUCGUCUAUUUUUCUGGUGACCCGUGGUUGCGGAAUAUGUUUUGGCUUGAACAUGAAGGAAAAGUUCCCCUACUUCUCUUCCAAAUAAUGUUGUGGGAUUUUUUUUAAAAAAGUCCGUCUUGAAGGGUAGCCAGGUCCUUGGUUUAAUAUCUCACCACAAAAGAUUUUUUAACAGGACAUAGUUGUGCCUCAUCAGCUCUGAUGACUGCCUCUGAUUGCCCUUGAACUGAAUGGCUUGCCUGGCCAAUUCAGAAGGGAGUUAAGAGUCAACUGCAUUGCUGUGGGUCUGGAGUUACAUGUGGAAACAUCAGAAAGAUUUCCAUCCAGAAAGGAAUGAAUAAACAAGACAGACUUUACACAAACAAAUUUCUAUAGUGUUUCUAUAAUGACUAUUGAAAUGAUACAGCACAGAAGGGGGCCAUUUGGCCCAACUUGAACAAUAGUUCAGAAUGGCGUUCAAUUCCAGCUUUAACCUCCUCUCAAGUGAUCCAGCUGAGUAUUUAACUUUGGGACCUCUCUACAGCCAUAAUUAUACGAGUCACCAGGACUUUGGUCCCAGCAAAGUGUAAGUAAAGGCCAUCCUGACAAUAUGGAAUCUCUAUGGAGUGGAAGCAGGCCACUCAGCCCAUCAGAUUCACACAGAUCCUCCCAAGAACAUCCCACCCAAACCCACUCCCCAGCCUUAUCCCUGUAACCCUGCAUUCCCAUGGCCAAUCCAUCCAGCCUGCACAUCUUUGGACUGUGGGAAGAAACCGGAGGAAACCCACGCAGACACGGGGAGAACGUGCAAACUCCACAGACAGUCACUCGAAUCCAACUUGGGGCCCCAUGAUCUGAGAAGCAGCAAUGCCCAAUACAUCUUCCCGUUUCCCCAGUACCUCUGUCAGUGUUUCAUAAAUUAAAACCCAUUUCUCUCUCACUAAUCUUUCAGUCAUGUGUUCACCUCUCUGAUUUUAUUUACCCCACACCAAUUUGUCCAUAGAUUAAGUAGUAAUUCAGAGAUGAUUUGCCUUUUGGCCAUUACUCCCUCAUAGAAUUUCAGUAGAAUUUUUUAGCCUGACCGAUGGCGAUGGUAUCAAUGCCAAUAAUGGCAACUGGAUCUCACCCCUCGCACAAUAUGUUUGUCUCCAGGCACGAAAUGUCCUUAAAUCUCGCACUGAACACGCAAAAGAGCCUUCUGGAUUCUCAUUCCUGGCUGUAGAAGCAGCUUCUAUCCCCGUGACAAUGCUAUACCUUUCCUCUACUGCAUUCCUUUUCACUCCCCAGUGUGACUGACCUCCUGCACUAUGGCACUGGUCACACAGUCCAUUUGUUCCUCCUCCCGGCUCUUGUCCACACCAGCUGCAGGAAUAGCUAACCUCAGCGCAAUUGGAAAGGCUAAUGUUCGGCUAGUACUACUCUCUGAAGCCCCAUACCUGCCUGGCUCACACCUUUCUGUCCCUGAGUAAGGCCAAAUCUGAAAUACCUAUCCUAACGGGUGUACCUACCUCCUGGAACAAAGUGACAAACAAGGUAACUUUCCCUUGUUGUAUUGCAGUGUCUGAGUCUCAACUCAGGCUGAACUCUGAGUCGAAGGUCUUUACGCUGCAGACGUUUACUGUGGAAGUGGUUAUUGUAGGUCAUACUGGUGUCCACCAACACUACACACUACAGCCACAAUACAUCUUCUGCCCUGGCCAUUUUUAAUAUAAUUUGUUGAUUAAUCUGUUUGAAAAUUUAGAAAUGUUAUGUGUUAUGAUCAGAACUACCUCCCCUCCCAAACUUAUCAAGGAGAUAGCCUAAAUGCUAACUUUUAUCUUAUUUAAAGGUAAUUGUAAGAUGCUGUGUUCCAGUGUAAUUUAAUUGGUCCCAGAACUUGGCCUAAAGCACUUGGAGAACCUGGACACAGUCCUUUCUCCCAGGUGGGCAUAUGCCUUAGAAGGGAAAAAUGUGUGUCCAGGCACUCCAAGUGAUAUUCUUGGGGUACAGAGUCGACAAGACCUGGUUACACCAUUGAAAGAUAAAGUAAAGGCAAUCGAAGGUGCCCCAGCUCCCAUGUAUGUGCUGAAGCUCUCCUUGGGCUAGAGAAUUAUAAUAGAAAGUUCAUUCAUAACCCAGUCUCCAUCCUGGCACCUUUGCAUCAACUCCUAAAAAAGGGUGAGCCUUGGAAUUAAUUCAGUGAUAAUGGGAACUGCAGAUGGUGGAGAAUCCAAGAUAACAAAGUGUGGGGCUGGAUGAACACAG